This is a messenger RNA of Cladocopium goreaui, 979 nucleotides long. Lineage: Eukaryota; Dinophyceae; Suessiales; Symbiodiniaceae. The record is from the annotation of a GenBank genome assembly.
UCCCAGCUCGCCAUAGUGACACAACCGCGCCAUGUGGUCCGUGCUCCUUAGCGCACCUUUCGCAGAUGCACUGGACCUGGGGUCAACUGCUUCACAGCUGGAGGACUGUGCCCGGCUGCUCAUGGAAACACGCGCUGGAACGCGGCAUGAGGAGCUGAUGGAGUGCCGAGUGCCUCUCUUGGGCUCACUGCACGAGGACCAGAUCCCGGGCUACAGCUACAACGCCACCGAGGAUUGCCAUUUCUGGGCCAGCUAUGCGGCCCGCGAUCGCCACGUAGAGAGCAGCGGCGUACUGGAUUUUAUGCGCCUGGCGGCCUAUCGGUAUGCACCCUUUGAGCCACCCCUGUUACCCAACGGCACGGCGCUCUACAUCGGAGCCCAUCGAUCUGGCGAAGACGGACUCGAGUUCCAUCGAAGAUUUGCAUUACAAAUGCACUUGUUUGAGCCUUCUCCCACCUAUUUCGAGACUUUGAGCAGCUCGCUUCGGGGAGUGCCCGGUUUCACGCUGCACAACUACGGCCUGGGCGCUCAGACGAAGCGCCGCUGGCUGCGGCUGCAGGGCACCGCCUCGCGGGUGGUGGCCUCGGAGGCUUCGGAGGAGGAUACAGAAGCGGUUCUGAUCCGCUCCGCAGCGGAAGCGAUCCCAGAGGUGCUGGCGCAAAGUCGCCGAGAUCAUGUGGAACUGCUUCAUGUGAAUUGCGAAGGAUGCGAGUAUGAUGUGGUCCAGGGCUUGAGGGAUACUGGACAUUUGGCGCGCAUCUCACAAGUGCAACUGGCCACACACCUGGUGGAAUACGAUGGGCCCAGUGCUGAUUUUCACGAAGCGGUGUCGCUCUCCUUGCAGGUCUCCGUGAAGAGAUAUUGCGAGAUGCAUCGCGCCUUAUCUCAUACCCACGAACGUGCUUGGGGCCUUCCCUGGGUAUGGGAACGCUGGACACGCCGGGCCAAAAUGUGGGGCGAGAGAAGGGGGCAGGUGUGA